Peromyscus leucopus (white-footed mouse) is the source of this 2043-nucleotide messenger RNA. It is a transcript of the gene Rbis, whose product is annotated as ribosomal biogenesis factor. Lineage: Eukaryota; Metazoa; Chordata; Mammalia; Rodentia; Cricetidae. Gene Ontology annotation, cellular component: nucleolus. Gene Ontology annotation, biological process: ribosome biogenesis. The coding region runs from base 424 to 723 and encodes 99 amino acids. The record is from RefSeq and is a predicted model, not a curated record. The transcript is spliced from 4 exons.
CGUGGGCGGGGUUACGGCUAGAAAGCGCUCACCUAACUGGCCGCUUCUUCCCGGAACUUCCUGUGUCUUGACUUUGUGGAUGGCGUCACUGGGAACCUGAACAGCCGCGUGCGUUUUGCAGUUUGGUGAGACGCUUACGAGGUUUUUCGGCGCGCUGGGGUGAAAUGUUUGGGGCCCAGGCAGGGCGUGCUGGGACUGCUGGUUGCAGCGGCCCGGAGGGCUCUGUUGUACGGACUUCUCCGCCCGAUGCCUAGUACUCGUGGGCUAUGGACCCACCCGCCCAGGCAGGCCUGAAACCUUGGGGCCCCCCUUGGCAGGUUCCCUGUAUUUGAACCGUCUUCAUCACAAGCUGUCAGCUUUCCCGAUCCUGGCCUCCGUUAGGUUGUUUGUCUUCUCGAACCAUUCUGUGUUUCUGGCUUGACAAUGGCCAAGAACAAAUUAAAAGGGCAGAAGUCCAGGAAUGUAUUUCACAUAGCCAGCCAAAGAACCUUCAAAGCUAAAAAUAAGGCAAAACCAGUUACUACUAAUCUUAAGAAGAUAAACAUUAUGAAUGAUGAAAAAGUCAACAGAAUGAACACAGCUUUUGUAAAUAUACAGAAAGAACUUGCAAACUUUUCAAAAAGCCUUUCUCUUAAAUCUGUGCAGAAAGAGCUGGAGAAUCUUGUUGAGAAGAAAACAGAAGAAAGGAGAUCAAUGAGAAAGGCAACAGCAACAAUCCACUAAAGGUAGGAAUACAGAUGGAGUAACCUAAGAAGGUGAUGAUCAGCGGGGACAGUCUGAGUAGAAUCUGAAGGCUCAAGGUUUUAUUUGCUUUUUAAAGUUAUAUUUAUUGGGGGCGGGGCAUAUGUGCCACAGCUCAUGCAUGUAAGACGGGACAGUUUUGUAGAGCUGGUGUUCUUCUUCCACAGACCUGGCAACAAAUGCCUUUGUAUACUGAGUCAUCUCCUUGGCUCAAAAGAGUUUUUGACUUGAACAACUGCAAGUGAGGAACACCACUGUAGGAAUAGGUUUGAAGGAACGGAAGUCAGGAACUUAACCUUGGAGACUGUGACAUCCCAAAGGAGAUCACUGGGCAUGAGAAUGUAAGCCAUGAAGGAGACACCAAAGCUAUAAGGAAGGCACGGGCUAGACAUCAAUUUGAUUGUCCUCAGGAGACAGACAUCUCAGGAACAGUGGAAUCCACAAGAUCCACCUAGCAAGGGAACAAAGAGUGUAAGAAAUGAAGAACAACCUGACACUUACACAUGGGGCACGAACGCAGGAGUUGUGGAAUCCAAAGGAAAGGCGUGUAAGGAAGAGGCCAUGAGGGAAGAAGGUUCAGAGAUCCCCAGGCACCUGAGAAAGAACCAGUUUGGCAGGGGAGGAGGGAUCUCCUGGAGGAACAGAAGGAAAGCUAGCAUAGACAGCGUAUUUGAAGUGUCAUGCUGUAAUGAGGAACAGAGACAUAAGACUGUAUCUGUAGGAGCUAUGGGUCUUCAAGAAGUUUUUUCUUCUUCUUCCUCUUUCCCCCUUUUUUUUUGAAGAUAGGUGCUAUUUCAACCUGUAAGUAUGCUGAUAGGAAUGAUCUGGCAAACAUAGAUAAUUAACAACACAGAAGAGCAUUAAAGAGACCGCUAGGAGCCGGUGGGAAGGCAUAUUAGGAACUGAAGUCCAACACUGGGCUGAGUGCAAAUGCUAUUACAUUAGUAGACAAAACAGCAGACGUUUCCUUCCUAAUAUGUUUGAUUUUCUCACCAGCUUUGGGGUAGAGGGAUGGAAGGAAAAAUACUGACAUAAAAUAGUGGACAGUACAGAAGGUGUUGUUCAAAUCCUAAAUGGUCUUAUUAAUAAGAAACCCGGAGCCAGAUAUUGGGGUAAAUACUGAAAGAUCAGAUAGACAAAGGAACAAGCCACUAGAGAAACUUCUUAUCACCACCAAAUCCUCAGGCUGAAUAGAAGGCCAGAUCCUAUCUCCAGGAAUCCUGACUGAAAGCCUGAGUCCUCAGCUGAAAAGGUUCUAGUUCCUGUCUCCUCACGUCUUAUAUACCUUUCUCCACUCAGCCA